AUUAGCUCGACCCAGCUGCCAUCCAAGGAGUGAGAAGCUCUGAAAAUACUCCAUAGCAUCCUCCAUUUUCGAGCUCAACACAAAUGGGUGCAAGGGAAGAAGAUUAGAGAAGGAAAAAGCUAGGAAAAAGUGUGAAAAUUAAGGAGCUUAACUAAAGAGUUUCUAGAGUUUGCCGGAGUUGUCGCCGGAGUUCGUCAAAAGUCGCCGGAGUAUCGCCGGAGUUCAACCGAGAGGGGUAGAACUUCAUAGCGCUAAUUCGAGAACUAGGAGCAGUUCUGUCCGCCGUUCCACCUGCAUGGUUAGUCAUCAACAAAACAACAUACUCAACAACGUGAUGCCACCAAAGAAGCGAACUAAGAAUGUUGGAACCAGCUCUAGUCGGGCAACGAGGGCCCGCUACCAGCCUCAGUUCCCGGAAGACAAACAGUGGAUCACAUACCUUGACUUACUGACGAAGGAGGUGGGCACUUUUCAUUAUCCUGAUGAGCCCACAUUGAUAGCUGCUGUGCUACGUGAUGAGGUGAUGACGCUGCUGCGAAGGGGAUGGUGGAAACACCCUUUCUUUGGCAUCCGAGAGCCGACAUACAAGGAAUUGACAUGCGAGGUUUUGGCCACAAUUAAGGUGCCCCGAUCCAUCCGUUCUUCAGAUAUCCACCGACCCAUGAUCACAUUCCGGGCAUUCAGUGAAGACCAUACCAUCUCCAUUUACGACAUCAAGCGACAUUUAGGUUUUACCCGGAUAGAGGACAGAGCAGAUAACGAGACAGACUUGACUGAUUUUCCACCAGAUGUUGACCGCCAGAGAUUUCGGGAGAGCAUUUCUAGAAAUGGCGGCGAGUACAACCCCCGAGACACCCCUAGCACCUUGUUGUACCCACGAGCAUACCGAGUCAUCCAAUCCCUCCUUUCAUCCACCAUCACUAGGAGGGCCGAGGUAGCAGGUAAGGUCUCCACCACAGACCUUCUGUGCCUUUAUUGCAUGAUCAACAACAAACUGCCACACAUGAGUGCUCUCAUUGCUGGCCUCUUCCACCGCCAGUCCACAUACCAGAUCAAGGUUAUCUUUUCUGGACCCUACAUCACCCGCCUUCUACGGGGAAUGGGUUACGGCGACCACUUUGAAAACAUGGAGGAGAGUUCUUACUAUGAGCCGUGGACCAAGCUUCCAGAGUUGAACACCGGAGUGGCCAGAAGGAGGCGCCUAACAGAGCAACCAGCUAAUGGAGAGGAAGGGGUACCACAUCAGGCAGGUAUCCACAUUCAGGAGGGAGGUGGAGAAGCAGCUGAGGAUGCUGGACACAUUGAUGGGGGUGGGGCAGCCAUGGACCAUGACGCUGCCCAUGCUAUUCCCGACAUGCCUCCUGCUUUUGAGGAUGCUUUUCACAGAUGGCACGAGGAGCAGCAGGAGUACCAUGAGGAGUGGCGAGAGCGACAACAGCGCUAUUACUCAACGAUGCACGCGAGUCAGAGUCUAUUCUUCCAGGAUAUGCGUGAGGCACACCAGCGUCAGCAGGAGUUCUUUCGUGAAAUGAGGGCAGACCAGCAAACGUUCCUUCGGGAGGUCCGAGAGGAGAGGCAGACAUACCAUAGAGAGCUCCAGCAGACCAUUCACGAUGAAAUUUCGUCCGGGUUCUCCAACCUGCGCAUCCAGUACACCGAGUUGGACACUCGUGUCACAUCUUUGGAGACUAGCCGGAGUUCAUUCUUUGAUGCACGGUGACCACCGUCACCUCCGGAGUAGUAGUUGAUCGCGUAGACUGUCUUUCGAUAGCCUCUGUGUUCUGAUUUUAUUGGAUGACUGUACCUCUAUUUUCACUCUCUCACUCACCCACAUUAACUCUUUACUCUUUCUCUUUAUUGCUUGGAUAUUGUGUUUGGAU
Molecule: messenger RNA, 1880 nt
Organism: Cuscuta europaea
Lineage: Eukaryota; Viridiplantae; Streptophyta; Magnoliopsida; Solanales; Convolvulaceae
Source: the annotation of a GenBank genome assembly